ACUUGCUAUAACUUUGUAAUUUUGAAAGAAUAUUUAUUAAUAAAUUUUUUAUCCUUUGUAGGUGUCGCAACAAAGGCUCCACCAGGUAACAAAAAGAGGAACACUAUCAUUGUUGGAGUAGUUUUGGCCAUUGCCUUUUUGGCAAGCAUAAUAGUAACACUGCGUUAUUGCCGACGAUCGCAAACCGAUCUUACACCAUCGAUGCCAGAUUUAAAAUUUGAGUACGAUGCAUUCGUUAUAUUCAGCUCACAAGACUCGGAUUGGGUGGUAAACACUCUCAUCCCAACUCUGGAGAAAAAGCAUGGCUUGAAGUGCUGCAUACAUUACAGAAAUUUCACACCAGGAGUCCUUUUUAGGGACAAUGUGGUGGAAAGUGUUUACAAGUGUAGAAAAACCCUUGCUAUUGUCUCUACUCACUUUUUUGAUAGUAAUUAUUGUGGAUCAGAACUGGAUUUCGCCCUUCAUCGACUUAUGGAAAAGAGGGAUGACAGCCUAGUUGUCAUCAAACUUGAUGAAGUUGAUAAAAGGAAACUUCCCAUCGAACUGCAAGAGAGGAGUUACAUAGACUAUUCGAAAUCCGUCGAAAAGGAAGCGUGGGAGAAAAAAUUGGUUGACUGCUUAAAGAACAAAGCUAACAAAUAAAACAAAGCAAGCAAUAAAUCAUAAACAGAAAAAGCAACCGUCAAUAUUUGCCUUGUAAGCUUUCUCGCGGGUGCCAUGUAAUACGAAAGGGACGGCGGGAGAAAAUUCAAAAUUUCAGGAGAGUCAUCAUUGACUUAUCUAUUUCUGUAUUACCGUGUUACAAAUCUAAUUUUCGACCGACAUGUCGUCUCUAUUCUCGCACCUGCUAUGUGAUGCACGUACACCUAUUUUGGUUCGUCAUUAAUUUCUAUCCGUUUCCGGUGAGAUGUUUAAAAGCCACCUCGUGAAAGGUAGCUACCCGAUGAAAUAACAUGUUUACUUCAAUCUAAUAUGCAAUUUUCACA
Pocillopora verrucosa is the source of this 986-nucleotide messenger RNA. NCBI's taxonomy places the organism in Eukaryota, Metazoa, Cnidaria, Anthozoa, Scleractinia, Pocilloporidae. The record is from RefSeq and is a predicted model, not a curated record.